UUCUUGGAGCUCUACUACGAGUGUAGUGUGUUAUGAUUUUUGGUCCAACCACCCGGGGAACUCGCAGAUGGGAGAGGAAAAGCUAGUUGGAGUGCGAUUGCCACUGAUGCUGGAACUGGUCCCCGUCUCAGUGGCUCCGUUCGGUAAACCUAUCCGAAUCUCCGUCUGAGAACUUGAAUCAGAAAUAAAAAGAGGAAGCCAGCUAAAGAGCUGGUCCCAACCAAACGGUUUGUUUGUCCACCACUUCUGUUAACAAAAUGCAGAACGAAACAAAGCAGUGACAGCAAGUGCGACCAGCUAAGAGAAGAAAUUACCAAAGACGAAAAGAAAAUAAAUUAAAAGUGAAACUAUUCGACGGAAGCAGGAGAUUGAAAGGUAACGGAAACUGAAGCGGAAACGGAAAGCGGUCGCAGGCAGUUGGAAAAAUAGCAUUGCAUUCUUUUGGGCGCACAAAGAAAAUGAGCGCAAAGAUGACACGCUACAAGCAGACCGAAUUCACGGAAGACGAUUCCAGCUCAAUUGGCGGAAUCCAACUCAACGAGGCGACCGGCCACACUGGCAUGCAGAUACGCUAUCACACCGCACGAGCCACAUGGAACUGGCGUUCAAGGAACAAGACGGAGAAAUGGCUGCUCAUCACGACCUUUGCUAUGGCCAUUAUGAUCUUCACUCUACUGAUUGUCCUUUUCGCAGAUGGAGGGACUGGGGAUCAGAAGAAGCAUGUCCUUCAUGUGCAGCCACACCAGAAGGAGUGUCCUUCUGGCAACGAGCUUCCCUGCCUCAACGAGCAUUGCAUUUUCGCCUCCAGUGAGAUUCUCAAGUCCAUUGAUGUCACUGUGGAUCCCUGCGAUGAUUUCUACGGCUAUGCUUGCAAUCAGUGGAUCAAAAACAAUCCCAUCCCUGAGGGGAAAUCAACUUGGGGAACAUUUGGCAAGCUGGAGCAGAUGAAUCAACUCAUAAUCCGUAAUGUUUUGGAGAAACCGGCCGACAGUUUCAAGUCAGAUGCCGAGCGAAAGGCCAAAAUCUACUAUGAAUCCUGCCUGGAUGCAGACGAGCAUAUGGAGAAAUUGGGGGCCAAGCCCAUGAAUGAUUUGCUGCUCAAGAUUGGAGGCUGGAACGUGACAAAAAGCGGCUACAAUAUCACCAAUUGGUCAAUGGGUCAAACCCUCAAGAUUUUGCACAAUAGAUACAAUUUCAACUGCCUGUUCAGCUGGGCCAUUGGCGAGGACGACAAGAACUCCUCCCGCCACGUUAUCCAGAUUGACCAGGGAGGCCUGACCCUUCCCACCGCUGACUACUACAACAACAAGACCGAGAACCAUCGCAAAGUGCUCAACGAGUACAUCGAAUACAUGACCAAAGUCUGCGUUCUGUUGGGAGCCAACGAAACCGAGGCCCGUGCCCAAAUGGUGGGCGUGAUCAACUUUGAGAAGAAGCUGGCCAACAUCACCAUUCCGCAGGAGGAUCGCCGAAACGAGGAGGCCAUGUACCACUCGAUGACGCUGCGGCAGCUGGCCAAGUUGGCUCCGUUCCUCAACUGGACUGCGCACUUCGACGAUGCCAUGAAAAUGGUGGGACAGCGGGUAACCGACGAGGAGGUAGUCGUGGUCUAUGCUCCUGAUUUCCUAAAGAAUCUUUCGGAUAUUAUUCUGAAAAUGGAAAAAACCGAUGAGGGGAAGAUCACCCUCAACAACUAUCUUAUUUGGCAGGCGGUUCGAACCCUAACCAGUUGCCUAUCGAAACCCUUCCGGGACGCCUACAAGGGAGUGCGAAAGGCCCUCAUGGGCUCCGAUGGCGGGGAGGAAAUCUGGAGAUAUUGCGUAUCCGACACCAACAACGUGGUGGGAUUCGCCGUUGGUGCCAUCUUUGUGCGUCAGGCUUUUCAUGGGGAGUCCAAGCCGGCAGCCGAGCAAAUGAUUGGUGAAAUCCGGGACGCCUUCAAGCGGAACCUCCAGAACCUCACCUGGGUGGACAAACAGACGCGGGAACGGGCCAUCGAGAAGGCCAAUGAGAUCUCCGACAUGAUUGGCUUUCCCGACUACAUCCUUGACCCCACUGAGCUGGAUAAGAAGUACGCCGAGCUGAACAUCACGGCCAAUGCCUAUUUCGAGAACAACAUCCAGGUGGCGAUCUACAACUUGAAGAGCAACCUGAAGCGUCUGGACCAGCCGGUCAACAAGACGAACUGGGGCAUGACUCCCCAGACCGUGAAUGCCUAUUACACGCCGACCAAGAACCAAAUAGUGUUUCCCGCUGGUAUCCUCCAGACGCCCUUCUUCGACAUAAACAACCCCAAGAGCCUGAACUUCGGGGCUAUGGGCGUGGUAAUGGGCCACGAACUGACACACGCCUUCGACGACCAGGGAAGGGAGUACGACAAGUUCGGAAACAUCAACCGCUGGUGGGACGCGAAGAGCAUUGAGCGCUUCAACGAGAAGUCCGAGUGCAUAGCCCGCCAGUACAGUGGCUACAAGAUGAACAAGCGGAACCUGAAUGGCAAGCAGACAUUGGGAGAAAACAUAGCAGACAAUGGCGGCCUCAAGGCGGCCUAUCACGCCUACCUGCGAACCAAGAGCGAGAAGGAGGCGGAUAUUUUGAAGUUGCCAGGAUUGAAUCUUACGCACUCGCAGCUAUUCUUCGUAUCCUUUGCCCAGGUCUGGUGUUCCAGCACCACUGAAGAAACGAACCUUCUGCAAAUGGAAAAGGACCCCCACUCGCCGUCGCAGUUCCGCGUGAUCGGGACACUCUCGAAUAUGAAGGAGUUCGCUGAGGUCUUUCAGUGCCAGGCCGGGAAGCGAAUGAAUCCCACCGACAAGUGCGAGGUGUGGUAAAGGGAGAUGCCAAGGUCACAAGGUCGAAAGGUCACAUGAUCUCAACAAGAUUUAAAGCCAAAAAGAAACAAAAGAAAGAAGAUAAAUCUAAAAACCAAAGUGACAUCCUGGACUGGAAAACUGUCUUUAUCAAGGUCCUGUACAUCCCGAAUCCGGGAUUUUAGUAUAUUUUUAUUUAUAAGUUACCUUUUAUGUCUUUUUGUAUUGUUUUCUCCCCCUUGUUUGGGUAUUUUACGGAGAUACCAACCGUCAGUCACUGUGCCUAUGAAAUUUAUAGAAACUGACGAUAAAUUCCAGGCUCAGGCCUAAAGAUCCCUGAGCUAAAUAGUCAUAUAUAGUCAGAGUCUGACCGAUAUAUAUAUAUAUAAAUAUAUACAUAGAUAACGAUAACUGUAACUUAGCUAUUUGUAGAACUAUUAAUGUAUAUUGUAUUAUAAAGAUACAAACAAAAAGAAAGAUAAAGAAAUCAGAAACCAAA
Drosophila bipectinata is the source of this 3309-nucleotide messenger RNA. RefSeq names its product Neprilysin 3 (gene Nep3). Gene Ontology annotation, molecular function: metalloendopeptidase activity. Gene Ontology annotation, biological process: proteolysis. The record is from RefSeq and is a predicted model, not a curated record. Gene Ontology annotation, cellular component: plasma membrane. Lineage: Eukaryota; Metazoa; Arthropoda; Insecta; Diptera; Drosophilidae.